CUUGUUGUUCUGUAGUAAACAUCACGAAAAGUUAAAAUCGCGUAACUUUGAUUGUAUUGACCUACAAGCAUGUCUAGACGGUUUCAGUCAAUAAUUACUAGAUAUGUGAUUUAGAUGAGUAAUCUAGAGGCUAGCCGGAUUUUGGCGUCAGCUCUUAAAGAUGUUGAUGAGAUUCUGAAAGUGAAUCAAUAUGAAACAGAUGAUUAUGACGCUGAGAUCAGUAAUGACAAUCGAGAUAUAUUACCGAAAAUCUCAAUUCAGAAUACCGAAGCAAAGUCUCGUAAUGAAACUCUGAACGACAGCAGAAACGCAUUUGAUGAGGCAUAUCUUUACAGGGCUGGGAAAGACUUUUCCGUUCUAAUUAAUAGACUUCAAAUAUGCAUCAAUAAACUGAAUCAGUCAAAACCCACACCUUCAAUCCACGCAUCAGAAUAUCAAGCUCUAAAUUUUGGAAUCAUUGAGAACAGUUCAUUUGAUAUUGCUCAUGUACGUUUCUACAACUUACCAUUAUAAUUACUAUUCGUUUAUGAAUUUUCGUUUAUUCACUCCUAAUUU
Schistosoma bovis is the source of this 555-nucleotide messenger RNA. Lineage: Eukaryota; Metazoa; Platyhelminthes; Trematoda; Strigeidida; Schistosomatidae. The record is from the annotation of a GenBank genome assembly.